Molecule: messenger RNA, 5080 nt
Organism: Thunnus maccoyii (southern bluefin tuna)
Lineage: Eukaryota; Metazoa; Chordata; Actinopteri; Scombriformes; Scombridae
Gene: paqr6
Product: progestin and adipoQ receptor family member VI
Exons: 9
Coding region: 324-1580 (418 amino acids)
Cellular component (GO): membrane
Molecular function (GO): signaling receptor activity
Source: RefSeq, a predicted model, not a curated record
GUUUACCUUUGUCUUUAAAGGUAAAUGCGAGGUUGGAUCAACUGGAGGGACAAACUCUCGUCUACUCCCUCCUAUCACAGUAGCGCGCGCGCAGUCUUAGGACACACAUGGCUCGUGUUGUUGUUUCUCCAGCGAUCCACGUGAGCACCGAGCAGCGCUUCUUACUGGCUCGCGCGGGACAAGAGAAAGAGACUGCAGACCUGAAACACAAUUACAAAACCGAUAGGGGAGGAAGAGAAGCUGCUCAACAGAGGUUGUGAAAUACCUUUCACGUUACAGCGUUUUCCUGAAGACAGGACGGGAGGAAUCCUUGUAACCCCCGAAUGCCCGAGAGUCGCGUGUUUCCCGUGUGGCGGGGGAUUGGGGCCAGUGGUGGCGUCGGAGGUGGGUGGAGCGAGGGCUGGGGACGGUGCUUACGAUGGGAGUCAGCCGGCCCAGGAGAAGGGGCCCGGAUCCCUGUAUUUGACUACCCUGUCUGGUUAGUCCUCUGUCGUGGGGGACGUGCCAGACUCAGGGAGGUUUGCCAGAGAGGGAGAGGUGCCAUCAGACUGCCCACAGACAUGCUCAGCAUCAAGCUUCCUCAGCUUUUUGACAUCCACCAGGUCCCCAAGGUGUUCAGGGAGGAUAGUAUCAUCUCCGGAUAUCGUCACCCGCGGAGCUCCGCGCUAGACUGCGUCCUCAGCAGCUUCCAGAUGAACAACGAGACCAUCAACAUCUGGACACACUUCCUGCCAACAUGGUACUUCCUGUGGCAUUUAGGCGUUCUCUGCUCCAAUAUGAACUUCCUGACCGACAGCUACACCUGGCCCCUGCUGGUGUACAUGCUGCUCAUCUGUAUUUACCCCUUCACCUCCAGCUGUGCACAUACCUUCAGCACCAUGUCCCCAGAGUCCCGCCACAUCUGCUACUUCUUUGACUACGGAGCGCUUAGCCUCUACAGCCUGGGAUGUGCUAUAAGCUAUGGAUACUACGUCAUGCCCGACUGCUGGGUGAACACUUGGCUCCAUCGUCAUUUUGUUCCCAUUGCCAUCGGAAACACAUUGUUCUGUACCAGCCUGUCCUGCUAUUCCAGGUUUCUGGAGGUACAGUUCCCACAGCGAAGUAAAGCUCUACGGACAGGAGCGUUUGUCCUCCCGUUUAUAUUUGACACUGUCCCUCUGUUUUACAGGAUCCUUCUGUGCUGUGGGGGAAACUGCAGCCCAAGUGAGGCAUUGUCUAGUCACUGUUACCACCUCCUCUUCGCCUUCCUCACCUGUUUCCUGUUUACCGCCCACCUCCCGGAGAGGUUGGCCCCAGGGCGCUUCGACUACUUCGGCCACAGCCACCAGCUCUUCCACGUCAGCGCUGUGGUGGGGACCCACUUCCAGAUGGAGGGGGUGUUAGCAGACAUGGUAUCACGGAGGGCAUGGCUUGUGGACCACGGAGCAAUGCCAUCCCUCCUAGGGACCAUCGGGGCGCUGGUCGUCAGCCUCGUCCUCAACCUGGGCAUCAUUGGCAUUUUCAGCGCUCCGCUGUUGUGGAAAUCCUGUCACAGCUCCAACCAGCCACACACAUUGCCAUGCGAGCGAAAGGAGCAGUGAGGCAGCGUUUUCCACCAACAGCCACAAAACGGCUGAUUCACUUUCCAAAGGAAAGGUUUGGGCUGUGUGUCUGUCUCAGCAGUGUCUGUUUGAGCUGACUAUUAACAGUUCAUGGUAGUUCUUGUUUAACACCAACAGUUUUAUCAUUCAGAGAUAAACAUUCUGUUUAGUGCUAAAGCAUUUUUCUAACAGCGUUACACACCUGAAGUAUUUGCUCAUGUGUUUACUCAGAAGCUGAGGACCCAGUUGCAUUUAUUGAAGCCUUUUUCUGAUGUUACAUUAAGCAGGAGUAUCGGAGAAGCUGAAAACAUGUCUACCAUGUACAAAUGUCUGUUUAAUUUAUUUUUAAUGUUCCUCAGUGAGCAUUUUAAAAAGGCUCUGGGUUGAAGGAAGCAUGCUGUUGUAACACGACACGAGUGCCUUAUUGUAGACCUACACUUCAUUAACAGUGUUUACAGUAGAUCACUACGAGUGCAAAUCUCCAACUGGAAACAUUUAAUGUCGCUGUUUGCAGGCAUUUUUUUUAUGGUUAAUGCUUUUUGCAUAUACAAGGCCAGAAUCUCCUUUACGUAAGGAUUUAUUGAAAAUAUUCUUUCAAACUGGACUACUUGGUUAGUGUGGUUGUUCUAUGAAGCAGUCCUCCGCGUAGACAACCCUCAUUCAACUCUACAUAAUAUAAUGCAGAUUGGAUUGCCAGCUCUUAUAUAUCCACCUAUUGAUUCCACUCUGCACUGACUGGAAUUGAUUUGCAGGCCAGUGUGGUUCUUUUCUGAUUGCCUGCCUUAUUAUGAACCCCACAAUUUGCCCUCAACAGAAAAAAAAAAAAGUUACAGCGCACCAGUGAUUAAAAGAAAGGUACCAUUUUUAUAACUAUGUUUCCACGGCAACGCUAUAGUGGUCUCAUGCCCCCUGAAGGUCUUCAGCAAUUUUUAUGUUCCGAGCAAAUUGCACCAUUUUCUCUUAUUCUGUCAUGCAUCAUAAGAUCUAUUUUGAACAUCAAUCAUGUACGGCAGCACCUAUAAUCACAGCCAGUUUUGGGCCCCAGGGCCUCUUCCCAACCCAAAAAAAAAGAAAAUCAAUGGUUGUAAUUUGACUUUAUAAGCGUUUUGAAUAUUCCAGUACAGUAAAAUUUCCAACACUUGUGGUUUAUAAGAACUAUCAGUGGAAUUAAGAGAAGUGGAGAGAGAAAAAGUGCAUUUAGUCAUAGUCUGGGGUCAUAAUAAUGUGGGAGUCUCGGCUUUGUGGUGUUUCAUUAUUUUGGUGCAGUUGAUAUAACAAAGCAGUACACUCCUUAUAUAUACUGUGGUUACUUUGUCCCAUGAGACUGUUGUUUACAUUUACCACUGAAAUAAUACUGUAUUUAUAGAAUGUCAUGGUAUUUAUUGCUAGUUUUGGUGCAUAAAAAGGAAUGAAGAGGAUGUUUUUCUUUUACUACUACAGAGAGGUAACUAGAAUUCUUGACAAAUUAAAAAAUUACCCUCUUUUCUGGUCAUUUUUAACCAUUUCUAAGCCUUUUGUUAAAACAAGUGAUGAAUGUGCAAAGAGCUAAUUGUAAUUGGUUUCAAACACUUCAAACAAUUUAUUGCAACUAUUUUGAUAUUUGAUUGAUAGAGUCACCUUUCAGGCAAAAAUGUCAAACAUGCCUCUUCAAAGUGCAGAUUUUUAUAUAACUGCAAAUGGAUUAUCUUUUGGUUUUGGCAUGUUGGUUGGACAAAUUUAGCAAUUUGAAAAAGUCAUCUUGGACUCUUAGAAAUUUUUGAGAUUUUAUAGACUAAAUGAUAAAUCGAUUGACAAAUUAAUUGAUAAUGAAAAUAUUAGUUAGCUGCAGCUACAGUUUGUAAUCUGAAUGAAGACAGAUUGCUGCACUAGAAUAAAAAAAUAUGACACUUUAUUCCAGAAAAUUCUGUCAGUGCCAAAUUUGACACUUGUUUUAAGAAAAUAACUCUCUAAGUGCUUUAAUAAUGGACAAAAAUGACUGAAUAAGAUGGAGAUUUUUGCAGUGUUUAAAUGAGAUAAUUCAUUAACAUUGUCAUAUCAGCCAUAGCAAUUCUGUAUAUACAACCUAUGGUUGAGAGACUGACAGAGAAGUAUUGUUUGAUGGGGAACUGGGUCACACAUUACUAAACAUCUCUGUUGUAGUGCUAACGUGCACUACUGUAGAUACAGAUUUCAACAAUGCUCAUUUUACUUGACAAACAGCUUGGAAGGCUCGUCUGUAUAAAACAAUGUUUUAAAGCAUUUAAGGCACAAAUUCACACUUAACUACACCAGUAACACAAGUAGCUUGUACACACAACCCACAGAAAACAUGUGGAUGUGGAACACUUACACUCACACAAACAAAUGUCUUUUAACUCAGAAUUUGGAGGGUUUUAAUAAGAGGGGAAAUGUAUGUGAUAUUAUGGCCAUGAGGUGUGUUACAGAUCAUGUUGGAUGCUGAGGUGGAAAUGUCAGUGUAGAAUCACAAAGAGCACACACACACACACACACACACACACAGGCGCACACACUUUUGUAUUAGAACAAUGUAAUUGUUUAAGAUGUUUUCAAGGCUAGUGUGCAGAGUAUAAAAGUCACGUCGCCUUUUAUGCCACAGACAAAACGGAGCAGUAUUUGCCCUCAGUGUGGAUUCUGUUUUAUCUCCACCCCUGCUGAGCGUUGAUCGAUUUUUAUUUUCUCUACAGUCAUCAUCUUACAGCAUUCCUCUGUUUGACCCUGUUGAUUCUUGGAAUUGCAUCAUUACUGGCUUCUGAUGUGGUUCUUUGCUAUCGACCCAAACUUGUUUGGAACUCAUUUAUUUCUAAGCUGCUGGUGUGUUUUGUUUUUUUUUUUUUGUCAUCUCACUCAUUCUCAGUCGUUUGGUGCCUACUGUUUUCUGCAAAGCCUCAGUUUGACAGUUAUAAAACUCACAGAUGCUUAGUGUCGAGGCUUUUCAACAUUAAAUAUAUUGAUGCUGAUAUUGCCUUUCUGAAUUGCAGUUUUGUAUUAUUUUGACCAAAUUAUCAAAACUGACUUCAUAAUUCCAAAUGGACUCAUUUUCCAGAGCAGAUCACUGUUACUUCAAAGGGUAUUUGUUGUAUAAACCUUGUUGGUUUACUCCUCAGUGGACAAGCUGAUGCAGGUUGUAAUUAUCAGGAUAACUGGGCACUCUCUUUGUGACGAAUUUUUAAAAAAAUACAGUAUAUUGAAGGAUGUUUGAUAACGUGAAACAGAGAGAAAAUGCGAGGGUAGGAUAAACCUUUGAUACAACCAGAAUUUUUCUGUCAAAAAAAAGAAAAAAAACUUGGUUUGAAAGAGUUAUUGGUGCCUUUUUAAAACGUUUUAUACAACUUUUCUUUUGAUAUAAUGCUCCGUUUGUUCCUUGUCCAUAAAAAAAGAAAUGACAACAAACUACUCUUUAAAUGUAUAAAUACUUAUUUGUUAUUUGCUGUGUAUACUUUGUAAUUUGAUACUUUGUUCCACUAGAUUUGUGUAAUAAAUUAAGCCUUUUAUAAAUGUAA